AUGAGCGCCGAUGCGAACCCAAAUGUGUCUAACGGCACUUGCUUCUCUACCGAACACACAGAAAACAGAGGCGGCUUCAUCCCAUGUGGUAAUAUCGCGUUGGGGCAUUGGCCAUGUUGCCACGCCGGCGACUUCUGCCUGAGUUUUAACGAUGCUAAUGCCUGUUGGGACCUCGAGACCGGCAACACCUACAUAGCAGGAUGUACAGAUCCAGGCUUCAAUGACAGGGCUUGUCCAUGGAAGUCGCAAGAGUUCAGCAACCAGGAGUGGGUGGCGAUACAGCAAUGCCAAAAGGGGACGGGCAACAAUGAUACCCAGUGGGGAGGGUGCAAGACGUCGCCGGACUCGACAGAGCUGGAAAAGCUUCCACAUCAGAGUUGUGACUCCUUCUGCACCAACACACUGUACAAAGGCAACACUGCCCUGCCGGCUUUUGCAAGUUUACCAAGCAGCACAGGCUCGUCUAUAGCCUGGACGAACGGGUUUGCACCAACUUUGGUUUACGCUCCCAUCACAUCGACGGCUGACUUGUCCGGUAUGGCGACGACAUUCGCAUCUAUGCAGACUCGUACUCCCACAAUCUCGACAACAGCGACCCAAACCAUUUCCACAAGCCCGACUACACUAAUAGCUACUACUAGUGGCGAUGACAGUCUGUCAACCGGAGCCAAGGCAGGCAUAGGAGUAGGUGCCGCGGGUGCAGCGCUCCUGAUUAUUGUAAUCAUUCUUCUCGCGCUCCUGUUCAGGCGGCGGAAGAAAAGGGCCCAGAACACCCAAUCCAACCUAGCAUUGAAGCCACCAAAGAUUGACCCUAUGGACCCGUACCAACCCUAUCAAACAUAUUACUCUCACCAGCCUACACCCAAGACACGGCCAGACGAACAGGUCGAUGGGACAUAUGCAGCUGGGUUUAAAUCGGAGCUUCCGGCCAACGAGCGCCCUAUGACUUGUGAGCUGCCGGCCGACCAAUCUAUCACAUUUCGAUCACACUUAAGUCCUCAUCCGAGUCCAUACCCGAGUACCGCAUCAACGCAGUCGCUGUGGGCGACGUUCGACUCCGCUGGUACUGACCAUGUUUCGUCGUAUUCUGAUAGCACAACUGCACGUGGUGGGAACUCAAAUUGGAUCACGCCGGAAAACACUGGAAAUCAUGAAUAUCUGGGCGGUUCUCAGAGAAGGGCUUAGGCGUUUGCUAGCUAUUAGCCCAUAUUCAGCAACUUAAUUCUUCUGAGCAGACAUGAUUCCCGAU
This is a messenger RNA of Truncatella angustata, 1249 nucleotides long. RefSeq lists its product as uncharacterized. The coding region runs from base 1 to 1185 and encodes 394 amino acids. The record is from RefSeq and is a predicted model, not a curated record. NCBI's taxonomy places the organism in Eukaryota, Fungi, Ascomycota, Sordariomycetes, Amphisphaeriales, Sporocadaceae. The transcript is spliced from 2 exons.